This is a messenger RNA of Leptosia nina, 900 nucleotides long. NCBI's taxonomy places the organism in Eukaryota, Metazoa, Arthropoda, Insecta, Lepidoptera, Pieridae. The record is from the annotation of a GenBank genome assembly.
AUGAAUCAGACGAUAAACAUAGAUCAGCUGAAUUCGGCUUUAACGUCGCUCAGAACGCUACGCUCCAGUGUCAGUCAUGUCUUUGAAACACUAUCAAAUGGUUUACGAGCUGACCACGGUGAAGAUGGAAAGGAUAAGUUCCUCUCAGAGCUACAGGAACUGCUCAACAACGUUAAUAUAAACGUAAGAGAUUUAGAACAGACCGUAAACGGUCUACCAAUACCCACCGCGCCUUUUAACCUCGGCAAUACUACAUUUCUUAGCCAAGACACAACACAAGACCGACAGGCUUUGUACACGCAGUUAGUCAACAGUUACAAAUGGACAGAUAAAAUUCACGAAUAUAGCUCCUUUGCGCAUACUUUACUCAGCCAGAACUCCUUGAAAAGAUCAAAUAUUAACUCUGGUAACACGAAACGACGCGGAAAAUUGCAAAGCAACCAUAACGUCGCGCCACUACAAGUAGACAACGUAAUAAAUAACAUAGAUAGAUCCUACAACGAUAUGAAGAUCACUAUAUCGCGACCUUUCGCAAGUAACGCAGUCGUUCAGAUUAACUUAAGCCAUGUUUUAAAAGCUGUUGUUGCUUUCAAAGGCCUAUUAAUGGAAUGGGUGAUGGUUAAAGGCUAUGGUGAAACACUUGAUCUUUGGACAGAAUCACGCCACAGUGUAUUCCGGAAAGUCACAGAAAAUGCUCAUGCAGCAAUGCUGCACUUCUAUUCCCCUAUGCUACCUGAGCUGGCAGUCAGAUCUUUCAUGACAUGGCUACAUAGCUAUGUAAAUCUUUUUAGUGAUCCCUGCAAACGAUGUGGAUGCCACUUGCAUCAUACAUCAAUUCUGCCCCCAGCUUGGCGUGACUUUCGCACCCUUGAACCAUUUCAUGAUGAGUGUAAGCAAUAG